Molecule: messenger RNA, 2608 nt
Organism: Chenopodium quinoa (quinoa)
Lineage: Eukaryota; Viridiplantae; Streptophyta; Magnoliopsida; Caryophyllales; Amaranthaceae
Product: CSC1-like protein ERD4
Exons: 6
Coding region: 306-2453 (715 amino acids)
Cellular component (GO): plasma membrane
Molecular function (GO): calcium-activated cation channel activity
Source: RefSeq, a predicted model, not a curated record
AAUAUUGGUAGAGUAUGUCGGCACAUAUCAUUAUCAAUUUAUCAUACUUGAUAUAGAAAGAAGAAUGGGGUGGUGGACUCAAGUAGGCCAUCAUCACCUUUUGGUUGUUUUGCCAAAAGUGUGAGGAUCUUAAAAUGAGUUUAUAUUGGCUCUAAAGACCUUUCUUUCCUCUUCUCCAUCUACAACUACUACACUGAACUACUAGAAACAACAAAUAAAUCCAUUAAAACAACAAAACAUUGCAAAUCCCAAUAAUUUUAUUGCUCAAGUGUAAGAAAAAUAGAAAAAAAAAGAAAAGAAAAAGGAUGGAUUUGCGUUCAUUUCUUACAUCUUUUGGAACUUCUUUCAUAAUAUUUGUGGUUUUGAUGUUUCUUUUCACUUGGCUCUCAAGGAAACCUGGUAACCAAGUUAUAUAUUACCCGAAUCGAAUUCUGAAGGGUAUGGAUCCUAGUUCGAAGACCCGUAACCCGAUUUAUUGGAUCAAAGAAGCUUUUUUUUCCUCAGAAGAUGAUAUUAUCUCAGCUUCUGGUGUUGAUACUGCAGUCUAUUUCGUCUUCCUUUCUACAGCUUUCAGACUGUUUGUUAUGGCUGGCAUUGUGCUACUUCCAAUUCUAUUGCCUGUUUCCGCCACUGAUCACAGUGUGAUCAAACAGAAUAAAAACGCUAAAAAUUCAACAUCAACCAAUUCAACUAUCAACGAGUUCAAUAAGUUCUCCAUGGAACGUAUUGGGCCAGGAAGUCCAAGGUUGUGGGCAUACAUGAUUGCUGUCUACUGGGUUUCUUUGGUUACGUAUUUCCUCCUAUGGAAGGCAUAUAAACAUGUUUCCGAAAUAAGGGCUACAGCUCUGAGGUCUUCUGAACCAAGAGCUGAGCAAUUUGCAAUUCUUGUUAGAGACAUACCUCAUGCGCGAGAAGGGGAGACCAAGAAGGAACAAGUUGAUUCAUAUUUCAAAGCCAUUUAUCCUGAUACAUUCUACAGGGCAAUGAUAGUAACAGACAAUAAGGAGGUUAACAAAAUCUGGGAGGAGUUAGAGAAAUAUAAGAAGAAAUUGCUGCGCGCUGAAACAAUUUAUGCAGAAUCCAAAUCAAUUGGUAGUCCUGAGGGAGUCAGACCGACAACUCGGACUGGCUUCCUCGGUCUUUAUGGAACCAAGGUUGAUAGCAUAGAGUAUUACACUGAAAAGAUUAAUGAAAUCACCCCAAAGUUAGAAGCAGAGCAAAAAAUCACCUUAAGAGAUCGUCAGCUUUCUUCUGCACUCGUAUUCUUUACGAGUAGAGUGGCUGCUGCUUCUGCUGCUCAGAGUUUACAUGCUCGAAUGGUUGACAGUUGGAUCGUAGUGGAUGCUCCUGAACCACGUCAAGUGAUUUGGACUAACCUUUCUCUCAAUUAUUAUUCCAGGACAAUACGCAAGUACGUUGUGUACACCAUUGUUUCAAUAACAAUACUCUUUUUCAUGAUUCCUAUCACUUUUAUAACUGCAUUUACGACAUUGGAGAAUCUCGAGAUGCUUCUGCCUUUCUUAAGACCCAUUAUCGAAAUAAAAUCUGUUCGGACAUUGCUGGAGGCUUUUCUUCCUCAACUUGUUCUUAUAAUAUUUUUGGCUUUGUUGCCAAUGUUAUUGAGAUAUCUGUCUAAAGCGGAAGGAAUUCCUUCCGAGAGUCAUGUAACGAGGGCUGCUUCUGGCAAAUAUUUCUACUUCACAGUUUUGAAUGUUUUUAUUGGACUGAGCCUUGGUGGAAGCCUAUUUUAUAAUAUCAAGCGAUUGAAGGGCAAACCGGAAGCUAUUAUUGAAGUACUUGCAGCGAGCAUUCCCUACAGCGCAACCUUCUUCUUGACAUAUGUGGCUCUCAGGUUUUUUGUAGGGUACGGCUUAGAGUUGUCCAGAGUGAUUUCGUUUGUCAUAUUCCAUUGCAAAAGGAAGUUUUUGUGCAAAACCGAAGCUGAUGUGAAAGAAGCAUGGGCUCCUGGAGAUUUUAGAUACGCGACAAGGUUUCCAAGUGACAUGCUUAUUCUAACUAUCACCCUCUGUUACUCUGUUAUUGCACCAUUGAUCAUUCCAUUUGGUGUUAUCUACUUCGGCAUGGGAUGGCUCGUCAUUAGGAAUCAAGCAUUGAAUGUGUAUGUUCCAUCAUGUGAGAGCUUUGGGAGGAUGUGGCCUCAUAUUCAUACAAGAUUUCUUUCGGCACUAGUCUUUUAUCAAGUUAUUAUGUUUGGUUACUUUGGAGUGAAGAAAUUCAUCUAUGCUUUCGCGAUCAUCCCACUUCUUUUGAUGUCCUUGAUCUUUGCAUACGUUUGUAACAAGAAAUUCUAUCGCUUCUUCCACCACAGAGCUCUUGAAGUUAUGUGCCAUGAGUUGAAGGAAACUCUCGACAUUGAUAGUGUGUACAGAUCAUACCUUCCUCCAAGUUUAAACUCUGAUAAGUUAGAUGAUGAUGAGUAUGAAAUUGUUUGAUCUUGCAAAUGGUGUUUUUUGCAAUGGAUGUACACUAAUGUUAUUUUAUACUAAUACAUUCUAUUGUAAAUAUAUUUUUUGUGUUUUGCAAAGGAUGUACGGUGUAGGCCAUAAAAGAAUGAGGUUGUCCCUAUUAGAUCAACAAAAUUUGUCAA